AUGGGUUGGUUUGGAAGUAACUCUGCAUCGAAGGUGUCUUCUGUCAGUGAAACAGUCGAAGAGCCUCAACCUAAGCCUCAACAAUUCCUAGAGGACUUACCACCAAAAUUUGAAGAUAAUGGAAAUGUUCAAAGACCGCCAGCAUACUCAGAUGCUCUCAAACAAUUUAAAUUAUCUGAUUUCUCUAUGACUCACUUUGUUAGCAUGCCAUGUUUUAGGGAAGCGAUGAUAACGGGGUUUCAAGCGAUGGGUGUGUUAGGUACAGUGACAUUCUUGAUCCAUAAGAACCCAAAUAAGUCUAUGAACUGGGCUGUAUGUGGUUUCUUUUUGGGUAACGUAGUUGGAUGGGAGCAGUGUCAUUCUAUUAGAAGAAAAUCUUUCCAAGCAAUGGAAAAAGCAAAAGAAGCAAAUCAAAAGAAGAAUGAGAAGAAAUGGGAAGAAAAGCAACAGGACGAUGAUGAAGUGAUGAAGAAGUUUAACGAUAUUCAAGACCGUAACAAAUGA
Messenger RNA from Debaryomyces fabryi, 504 nucleotides. RefSeq lists its product as uncharacterized. Gene Ontology annotation, biological process: mitochondrial respiratory chain complex IV assembly. The coding region runs from base 1 to 504 and encodes 167 amino acids. Gene Ontology annotation, cellular component: mitochondrial inner membrane; mitochondrion. The transcript has a single exon. NCBI's taxonomy places the organism in Eukaryota, Fungi, Ascomycota, Pichiomycetes, Serinales, Debaryomycetaceae. The record is from RefSeq and is a predicted model, not a curated record.